Clunio marinus is the source of this 540-nucleotide messenger RNA. The record is from the annotation of a GenBank genome assembly. NCBI's taxonomy places the organism in Eukaryota, Metazoa, Arthropoda, Insecta, Diptera, Chironomidae.
AUGGAAAGUUUGAAGUUUAUCAUCAGUUUUUCAUUAGUUUUCUACUUGAAUUUGACACAAUCUGCAAUAAUGAUUGAUCGUGUAAAAAUCAAUUUUGACGUGUCAUUCACUAACUUUUCAUAUGCCUUACAAAAUGAUGGCGUCAAUUCCACUUUAAUAAACGUAACCAUUCAUGCAUAUCAUGAAGUCACUAAAAUAAAAGUUUUUUUACAAUUAUUACUGCCUGAAAAUGAUGGCGAUCGACAUUACGGCAGAGAAUAUUUUAAGACAUCUGUUGAUUUUGAUAGGGUAGCGAAAGGAAUUUUUGGCAACUCAAUUCUGCAGAUGAUAACUGAACGAUUGGGCGUGACAUCUGACAUUUUGAAAUUACCAAUGAAAAAAGGUAUUUAUUCUGUUUGCAAUUUCACCAUGCCUGAUCAACUACUUCCUAGUUUCCUGCCAUCAAGAGCUUUACUAAAGUUUCGAAUUGUUGUUAAUAUUAAAGGCUCCAAAAAAAGCUUUCGUAGCAGUUCAUGGGAAGUUUACAUCAGAAGAGUUUGA